AUGAAGCCCGCGUCAUGGCUUUCCCUCCUGGCCCUCGCCGGCUCCGCGGCACACGCCCACGGCGGCCACGACGACGACGACGACGGCAAGGAAUGGACAAAGGAGGAGCUGGCUGAGCUCCAGGCGAAAUGGGGCCACGAGGCACGAAGCCCGGACAAGAACUCGACGGGUGAAAAACUUGCUAACGCGCUGUCUAGUGGUCGUUCAGCGGCAUCGGGUCGUUUGCCCACCUCGACUACGUCAAGUGCCUCACGAGCCCGCAGGAAAAGCGCCCGGUUUGGUCCCCGGGCGAUCCGGCAGGCCUCGUCGCGGCAGACGUCGCUGCGCGCAUUCAACCCGCGCGCCAACGUCAACCCGUACCAGAACUGGGCCAGGAUCAUCGACUGCGGCGACAUCCCCAUCACGCCGCUCGACAAUGCCAUUGCGGCGGAGCAAAUGACGCAGGCGUUUCGGCGGCUGGGCAGGGCGCGGCCGACGAGCGCCCUGAGCGCCGGCAAGCCCAGGCUCGUCACGCUCGGGGGCGACCACAGCAUCGCGCUGCCGGCGCUGAGGGCCCUCAGGGAGAUUUACGGCAGGCCCGUCCGCGUGCUUCACUUUGACGCGCACCUGGACACGUGGGACCCGGCCGCCUACCCGUCGGCAUGGGGCUCGACGGACUUCACGCACGGCUCCAUGUUCUGGAUGGCCAACGUCGAGGGCCUGCUGUCCAACGCGUCGGCCGGGCCGUCUGUCCACGCGGGCCUGCGGACGCGGUUGACGGGCACCGACUGGGCGGACCACGAGGCCGACACGGCGCAGAACUGGGUGCGCUUCGCGGCCGACGACAUUGACGAGGUGGGCACGCAGGGCAUCGUCGACGGCAUCAUGGCCGUGCUGGGCACCGACGACCCCGUGUACCUGUCGGUGGAUAUUGACGUGCUGGACCCGGCGUUUGCCCCGGGCACGGGGACCCCGGAGCCGGGCGGCUGGACGACGAGGGAGCUCAUCCGGAUCCUGCGGGGCGUCGAGGGCCUGAAUCUCGUGGGCGCCGACGUCGUCGAGGUGAGUCCCGCGUACCAGGGGCGCGGGGAGGAGACGGCGCUGGCGGCGGCGCAGGUCGUGUAUGAGAUUCUGAGCUCCAUGGUGAAGAGGGGGUUGGAGGAUGGCGACGGGGAGACGGCGGCCGGCGGCAAGGAUGAGCUGUGA
This is a messenger RNA of Metarhizium brunneum ARSEF 3297, 1185 nucleotides long. The record is from RefSeq and is a predicted model, not a curated record. Lineage: Eukaryota; Fungi; Ascomycota; Sordariomycetes; Hypocreales; Clavicipitaceae.